UGUGUGUUUUCCACCAAGGGAGGUGGGAGAAUUGUCAUUCAUACUCCCUCCUUCUGGAUUUUGGAGAUAUGGUGUUAGGGAACAGAGAGAGAGAAAGAGAGAGAGAGACACUAUCUGACUGAUCUCUUUAAAUUUUUAGUCAUGUUCUCUUGUUUCCUUCUUCCUUCCCUCUCUCGCAGGAGGUAAAAUGCACGCUUGUUGCCCCCCAGUAACUUUGGAACAAGACCUUCACAGAAAAAUGCAUAGUUGGAUGCUGCAGACUCUGGCAUUUGCUGUAACAGCGCUCCUCCUGUCCUGUGCAGAAACCAUCGAUUAUUAUGGGGAAAUCUGUGACAAUGCAUGUCCUUGUGAGGAAAAGGACGGCAUUUUAACUGUGAGCUGUGAAAACCGGGGGAUUAUCAGUCUCUCUGAAAUCAACCCUCCCCGGUUUCCAAUCUAUCACCUUUUGCUAUCUGGGAACCUUCUGAACCGUCUUUAUCCCAACGAGUUUGUCAAUUAUACUGGGGCUUCGAUUUUGCAUCUGGGUAGCAAUGUUAUCCAGGACAUUGAAACCGGGGCUUUCCAUGGGCUGCGGGGUUUGAGAAGAUUGCAUCUGAACAAUAAUAAACUGGAAGUUCUGCGCGAUGACACUUUCCUUGGUUUGGAAAACUUGGAGUACCUACAGGUCGAUUACAAUUACAUCAGUGUCAUUGAACCCAGUGCUUUUGGGAAACUGCAUUUGUUGCAGGUGCUUAUCCUCAAUGACAAUCUCCUGUCCAGUUUACCCAACAACCUUUUCCGUUUUGUGCCCUUAACGCACUUGGACCUGCGGGGGAACCGACUGAAACUUCUGCCCUAUGUGGGGCUGUUACAGCACAUGGAUAAAGUUGUGGAAUUACAGCUGGAGGAGAAUCCCUGGAACUGCUCCUGUGAGCUGAUUUCUCUCAAGGAUUGGCUAGACAGCAUCUCUUACUCAGCCCUAGUGGGGGAUGUGGUUUGUGAGACCCCUUUCCGCUUGCAUGGCCGUGACUUGGAUGAGGUGCCCAAACAGGAACUUUGCCCUCGAAAGCUCAUUUCCGACUACGAGAUGAGGCCACAGACACCUUUGAGCACCACGGGGUAUUUACACACCACCCCUGCUUCGGUCAACUCUGUGGCCACAUCUUCCUCUGCUGUUUACAAACCCCCCUUGAGAUCUCCUAAGGGGACUCGUCAACCCAACAAGCCCAGGGUGCGCCCCACCUCUAGGCAGCCGUCCAAGGACUUGGGCUACAGUAAUUAUGGCCCCAGCAUCGCCUACCAGACCAAAUCCCCGGUGCCUUUGGAGUGUCCCACCGCGUGCACUUGCAAUCUACAGAUCUCUGAUCUGGGCCUCAAUGUCAACUGCCAGGAGCGCAAGAUAGAGAGCAUUGCCGAGCUGCAGCCCAAGCCCUACAACCCGAAGAAGAUGUAUCUGACGGAGAACUACAUCGCCGUGGUGCGCAGGGCGGACUUUCUGGAGGCCAUGGGGUUGGAUCUUCUGCACCUAGGCAACAAUCGCAUCUCCACGAUCCAGGACCGCGCCUUCGGUGACCUCACCAACCUGAGACGCCUGUACCUGAACGGCAACCGGAUCGAGAGGCUGAGCCCCGAGUUGUUCUACGGCCUGCAAAGCCUGCAGUAUCUCUUCCUACAGUACAAUCUCAUUCGCGAGAUACAGUCUGGCACGUUUGACCCCGUCCCGAACCUCCAGCUGCUGUUCCUGAAUAACAACCUCCUACAGACCCUGCCCUCAGGUGUCUUCUCGGGCCUGACCCUCCUCAGACUGAACCUGAGAAGCAACCACUUCACCUCCUUGCCAGUAAGUGGAAUUCUGGACCAACUGAAGUCGCUCAUCCAAAUAGAUUUGCACGACAAUCCUUGGGAUUGUACGUGCGACGUGGUGGGCAUGAAGCUGUGGGUGGAGCAGCUCAAGGCCGGCGUCCUGGUGGAUGAGGUGAUCUGCAAGUCACCAAAGGAGUUCGCGGAGACCGACAUGCGGUCCCUUAAGUCGGAGCUGCUGUGUCCCGACUACUCUGACGUGGUGGUUUCCACGCCCACGCCAUCCUCCAUCCAGGUCCCCGCGAGGACCAGCGCAGGGACCCCGGCCUUAAGAGCAAACAGCACUGGGGACCCCGCGGGCCCAGGCGCGGGCGGAGGCGCGUCCUCCGUGCCGCUGUCCGUGCUGAUCCUCAGCUUGCUGCUGGUGUUCAUCAUGUCCGUCUUUGUGGCCGCUGGGCUGUUUGUGCUGGUCAUGAAGCGCAGGAAGAAGAACCAGAGCGACCACACCAGCACCAACAACUCGGACGUGAGCUCCUUCAACAUGCAGUACAGCGUGUACGGCGGGAGCGGCGGCGCUGGGGGCCACCCCCACGGCCACGGCCACCACCGCGGGCCGGCGCUCCCCAAGGUGAAGACGCCCGCAGGCCACGUGUACGAGUACAUCCCCCACCCGCUGGGCCACAUGUGCAAAAACCCCAUCUACCGCUCCCGGGAGGGCAACUCCGUGGAGGAUUACAAAGACCUGCACGAGCUCAAGGUCACCUACAGCAGCAACCAGCACCUACAGCAGCCGCCGCCGCCCCCCCAGCAGCAGCAGCAGCCGCCGCCGCCGCCCCCCCAGCCACAAGCCCCGCUGCAGCUGCAACUGCAAACCGGGCCAGAGGAGAGGCGGGAAAGCCACCACUUGCGGAGCCCCGCCUACAGCGUCAGCACCAUCGAGCCCCGAGAGGACCUGCUGUCGCCAGUACAGGACGCAGACCGCUUUUACAGGGGCAUUUUAGAACCAGAUAAACAUUGCUCACCCACCCCUGCUGGCAAUGCCCUCCCGGAAUAUCCCAAAUUCCCGUGCAGCCCAGCUGCGUACACUUUCUCCCCCAACUAUGACUUGAGGCGCCCCCAUCAGUAUUUGCACCCAGGGGCUGGGGACAGCAGGCUGCGCGAACCGGUGCUCUACAGCCCCCCCAGUGCUGUCUUUGUAGAACCGAACCGGAACGAGUAUCUGGAGCUAAAAGCAAAACUAAACGUUGAGCCGGACUACCUCGAAGUGCUGGAAAAACAGACCACAUUUAGCCAGUUCUAAAACCAGAACCGUUCCCUUGGAACGUUUUGCAUUUCAAACAAAUAAGCAAGCAGACACACAGUGGACUCGUUUGAUUAAUUGUGUUGUCUCCACGUUUAGGGUGAAGUGCCUUGGCACGGGAUUCUCAGCUUCGACGGAAGAUACUGAAAGGAUGUGCAGUUUCCUUUUAAAUUGUACACGCGGGAGACUUGUGUAAACUGGGCACAUCGCUUUUUGUACUUGCGUGUAGGAGAGCUUGGGAGAAGGGCUUUGCAGAGGGCUGUUUGCUGUGCAGGGUCCUUGUGAAAGGUCCCACUAACUUUUGUAGUGAUUGGAAGUGCUGAAGAAUGAUGGGAGACAGAUACUUCCUUCCCCUGCUCUUGUCUUCCCACGCUCCCCUGUCUCUCCUCCCCUCUCCCUCUUAAACCAAGGGUGGGUCCAAAUGGCUUUAUUUGGAGAGAUUAGCACAUCCCAACAAGAACAGAAAGUUUGUUUUCUCCCUCCCCCCCUCCCUUCUUCUCCCACUCCCUCAUUUCUUCCCUUUCUUUUUAAAGGAUGUGUUUGUAUGCAUUCUGGACAUUUGAAUUAAACAACAAAUGUACUGCGAUCUCGAUAGGAUCACCAUAGAUGUGGACAGAUCAUAAAAUUACAAAGCUAUAUGAUCCAUAAUUGAUUAGUCAAAAUAACUUAUUGAUGAAAAAUGCAAAUAUUUUAUUGUAGCACCUAUUUUUAUAUGCACAUUUAGCAUUCCCCUUUCCUUCACUAUCUACUCUAUGAUUUUCACAAAGGUGUCACACUAUAUUAGGAACUGUAUUUCCCAAACAAGUGAUAUCAGGAAAGCAUUUCAAAUCAUGAAAAUAUGGAGACAUUUUUAAACUAAAUUUUGAGCCAAUACAACCCACCCAAUCGGACCUGUAUUUUCUUUCUUUCUUUUUUUUAAUGAAUUGAAUCCCAAUGUAUAAAAUAAAAUGUUUUAGGGCAAUUUAUUUGGGUCAUUUGAGUGAGAAUCAUGUGCAAGUGUUUGGUUUUCUUAGAGAAGAUUUGAAAAGUAUUUUCAUUAGUCAACCAAAAGUCUGUAUUGAUUUGACUACUAUUGUAGCCGAUUUUUGAUUGUUUAACCAAGCCCAGUUGCAUUUGUGCAGGUCCAAGUGUACUGGCCCCUUGGAAGACCAAAUGAUGGACUGUACAAAUCUCUAUACAUGUCUUUAUUCCCUUGGGCAGCAAGCAAUGAUGAUAACCACAAACAAGAUUUCUGUAAGAUGGGGCUACUGUUGUUACAGUCUCAUAUGUAUCCCAGCACAUGUAAUUUUUUAAAUAGUUUCUGAAUAAACACUUGAUAACUAUGUCAAA
Messenger RNA from Echinops telfairi (small Madagascar hedgehog), 4408 nucleotides. It is a transcript of the gene SLITRK5, whose product is annotated as SLIT and NTRK like family member 5. Lineage: Eukaryota; Metazoa; Chordata; Mammalia; Afrosoricida; Tenrecidae. Gene Ontology annotation, biological process: axonogenesis; regulation of presynapse assembly; positive regulation of synapse assembly. Gene Ontology annotation, molecular function: protein binding. Gene Ontology annotation, cellular component: membrane. The transcript has a single exon. The coding region runs from base 188 to 3079 and encodes 963 amino acids. The record is from RefSeq and is a predicted model, not a curated record.